GAAAUGAUCCAAGAUCUGGUGAUGACCGAACCUUGAAAUCAGUUUUGAAAAAAACUAGUAGCUAUGGAGGAUACUUGGAUACUGAUGACUUACUUGAUCUUCCUAGUUCUAGAACUCUGGGCAGGAGCUGGAGUAGUUGCUCCUCCAUGACGAAUGGAUCUUCUGGAACCGAAUACUUUUCAGCACUCUCUUCAGACGAGGAGGGGGCCAAGCAGGAAAUCAUUCUUAAUUCAAGUUAUGAGGAGGAUGUAGAUGAAAGUGUAAGUGUACUGCACCAAGUUGAUGAAUUAAUGGAAGGGAAGGAAGAACAACAAAUACAAGCACUUGAUCUUCUACUUCAGUUUAGAGAGCAGAUUGGAGAUACUUCAGAUUAUUUAUGGAGGCUCUGUAAAGCUGAAUAUCUGUUAGCAGUUCUUGCGGGACAGAACGGUGAUACAGAGAAAAAGAAGGAAAUGAUAAUGAAAUCAGUCGAAUCGGGGAAAUCAGCUCUAAGUGCUGACGAAAAUAACUCCGAGGCUCAUAAAUGGUUUGCCAUUGCACUGGGCAGUAGAGGAGAGUUUGGUGGAGUCAGGUAAAUAUAGGACAGAGGCAGAUACU
Messenger RNA from Eurytemora carolleeae, 597 nucleotides. RefSeq names its product regulator of microtubule dynamics protein 3. Gene Ontology annotation, molecular function: microtubule binding. The record is from RefSeq and is a predicted model, not a curated record. NCBI's taxonomy places the organism in Eukaryota, Metazoa, Arthropoda, Copepoda, Calanoida, Temoridae. Gene Ontology annotation, cellular component: spindle microtubule; mitotic spindle pole; cytoplasm.